Molecule: messenger RNA, 966 nt
Organism: [Torrubiella] hemipterigena
Lineage: Eukaryota; Fungi; Ascomycota; Sordariomycetes; Hypocreales; Clavicipitaceae
Source: the annotation of a GenBank genome assembly
AUGCUUCUAUUCCGUGCUAUUGAGUGGGGUACUGUUGGACACUUUCGAAUGGACAUUGCUCAAAGAGAAGCCUUUAUUUUAAAGCUAGUCGAGCGUGGCGCGAGUUCAGGGCCUGUGUCUGACUUGAGAACCUUAGCUUUAACCACUGCAUGCUCGUGGGUUGGAGGCAACAUCAUAGAGGCUCUCAUGCAGCCCAGGGAUAUGGAAGAAAUAGUGAAGCCUUUUAACAAUAUUGGGAAGUAUUGUCUGAAGCUCGAGAAAUGGAUGUUGCCGGGCGAGCAAGGAAGCUAUAUGCACAUUGCAGCAUAUUACUGUAACUCUCCAGCAGUCUGUGCUCUCAUGGAUAAACGAGCCAGGCUCUUGGUGUCCAAUAAAGAGCGGACGCCUCUUCACUGGUUAUCCAUGAGAGGCUCUAUAACAUCACAGUCAUCCCCUUGGGCAAAAGACUACGAACUUCGAGGUCAAUCGUAUACAGAUGCGUGCCGCGAGACAGCGCAGGUCCUUGUUAAUAGGGCGUUGGACGUUAAUGCGCAAGACGAGUAUGGCAGAACAGCCCUUCACUACGCAUGCCAUCUUAAUAUGGUGGAGCUGAUUCAUGUUCUUGUUGAGCUUGGCGCAGAUAUAGCCAUAUACGACGAAGACGGGUGCCUGGCCUCACACUACCUGGGCGAGGGUAUGUUAGGAUACGAGUACUUCUACUGUGGAAGAGAGACUCACUUCGGGAAGCAAGAAGGUCCGUAUCCUGCAGCCUUGAAAAAGGUAGCUAUGGACGCUUUUAAUUUGCAGCAACUCAAUGCUGGAGACAAGAAUAGCCUGACGCCGCUGAUGCACGCUGUUAAAAACAUACAAUGUGGAGAGAGUGAAAUGGCUGCUUGGCCUGGGCGUGGACGUUGCUCUCACAGACAACAACGGCAAGACUUGUCUUCAUCAUGCCAUGGUCCGCCCUGUCUGCUACCAUGUGCUUAA